AUGAGCUCCACAGACGAGCAAGCCUACCAUCUCUUCACUGAGAACACAAAUGGCUUCAUAGUUUCCCAGGUUCUCUUUGCUACCUGUGAGCAGGGCGUGUUUGACUUCCUCAUUGAGGCCACAUAUCUGGGCACCAACCGUAGGACGGAGCUUUUACCAGACGCCCAUGCAUCCCUGAAGCUUCUGAAAGUGGAAAUGAGUAGACGAGAAGCUCAGGUCCCACGAGCCGACACGGAGGCUCUCCAGGCUCAGCUCGGAGGCCAAGCGGCUGAGUGUGGCUUCCAGCUUUCCCUCCGGGCUCUGCCUUGGGGGUCCAUGGAGAGGGUCCUGCAGGCAGAGGGCCAAGUGUUCAGGGACGGUGGAGACCCAGGCCCAGGACUCAAGCUCAUGGGCUUCCUGGGCUCUCUGUAUCAAAACACAGUGCUCUUGAGCAACUACCUCACCAGGGCCAGCCCCACAUCCCAGCAUCAUGUGCUGCUGUACCUGGCCAGGACGACGUACCUGUGCUCUCACCUGGCCAAUGCUGUGAGAGAAGGGAAGAACCACUACAAGAAGGCAUUCAGAGCAUCAGAUGAGCUCUUCACAGCCAUCUACAGUGAUAAAUCUGCAGGAUAUUUCUUUAAAGAAACCCUUCUGGAGGUGGGUCUGUUUGUUCUGAUGAGGGUCCUGCAUGACUGGAAGGAUGAGAAGUAUUCAUACCUGCUGGCAAGGAUCCACCUGGCAUGCCUCCCACGCGGUGGGGUCUUGGUGAUCGAAAGCCUCCUGGACGAGGACAUCUGGGGCCCUCUGACCCCCCAACUGCACUCCCUAAACGGGCUCAUUCAGAUAUGGCAGAGAGGGGACCCGGCAGCGUGCCGCAUGCUCACCUAUUCAGCUGGUGGCCGUGACUUCCAGCCAAAGAGAACAAGGAAUAUCUACGACGCCGAGCUACCCAGGAAAUAUACACCUAUACUCAAAACACACAGGGAAUAA
This is a messenger RNA of Choloepus didactylus (southern two-toed sloth), 972 nucleotides long. RefSeq names its product acetylserotonin O-methyltransferase (gene ASMT). Lineage: Eukaryota; Metazoa; Chordata; Mammalia; Pilosa; Megalonychidae. The record is from RefSeq and is a predicted model, not a curated record. Gene Ontology annotation, molecular function: O-methyltransferase activity.